This is a messenger RNA of Scophthalmus maximus (turbot), 8592 nucleotides long. RefSeq names its product RUN and SH3 domain containing 1 (gene rusc1). Bases 266 to 6028 code for a protein of 1920 amino acids. Gene Ontology annotation, cellular component: cytoplasmic vesicle. Gene Ontology annotation, molecular function: protein binding. Lineage: Eukaryota; Metazoa; Chordata; Actinopteri; Pleuronectiformes; Scophthalmidae. The transcript has 13 exons. The record is from RefSeq and is a predicted model, not a curated record.
GCGAUGGUUUGUUGGAUGCUCGCGAGAAGACGGUUGCUGAGGCUGUGAACGUCGGAGAGAGGCGCACUCUCACGCGGACUGGGAUGUGAGCGAACGCGACGAGAUGGAGACCUUCAUCCAUCUUCACCUGCAUCUGAUCAAUCUUGGGAGUGAAGCCAAGAUGUGACCGUCGGAAGCGUCACUGCUUGGAUCUCGCCAGCCUUUACAACACCUGUUUCUAUAGCAACAGAAAUAUCAGAUAUCCUAAAAAAGUUACGUUCCCACAAUGCAGUCCUCAAACUCCUCCUCUCAGCCUUCAAAGCCACGACGUUUUGACUUCAUCAGACGGACCAAUACCUUAGCUGCACCAAAGUCUGCUGGCCCUGGUUUUCAGAGGGAGGAUAAAAACAUGAACACAAUCAGCAAAUCCUCCCCACGCCGGCCUACUAAAGGCCCCACUGCACCUGCUAGGACCAGGGUGGGAGUGCAGCCUCGAGCUCCAGUGAACCAGUCGAAGUUUGGUUCUCAAAAACAGGUUUCCACCAUCUCCAAAUCGGCUAAACCCAAACCCAAGAUUACUCGUGCAUCGGCAGCAACCAAAAUUGCACCUGCAGCGGCUGCUCCUCCUCCUCCUGCACUUCCAUCUGCUCUCCCUCUUGACCCAAAUUGCAACGAGCCAAGCCUCCCAUGUCUGUGCUGUGAUGGUCGCUCUCCACAGGACAACAACAGUAUGUUCAACCAUAACCACAACAACAACAACACCAUCUCUCUUAGACAGCAGCUACAGCUUCCUCCUCCUCCUCCAGCCCUGUUGCCCCAGAGGCAGGAUGGGACAGGGGCCAAGGAGCAGCCUCCAUCACAAGCACAGGCCCAGCUGGAGUCGUCUGCCUGCUCUGCUGCCAGUCUGGAGAACGAUGACAAGAAUGGAGAUGACAGCGCUGAUCUAGACAACAAGAAAAAUACAAAGGUAGAGGAAGAAGAUGAUGAGGAUGAGAGCAGUGGGGAUAUUGAUAUUGAUGAUGAUGAAGACGAGGCUGACAAUGAUGACGAUGAUGAUGAUGAUGAUGAUACUCUGGUCCCCUCAUGCUGCGACUGUCCCCCCUCCCUCCUUGAGUUCUCACUCUCCUCUUCUACCUCCUCAUCCUCUACUUCCAUCAGCUCCUGCUCUGAUCUGGAGUCUGACUGUGGUGAUCAAACAGCCUCCAUCUGCUCCUCCCAUGAUGAAGAUACUCUUUCUGUUGCUCUGACUCCCAAAGACCACUCUAUUCCACAACCCCUCGAAUGCCAGCCUCCUGCGCGUUCACCUCCAUCCCUUCCCCUUAGCCGCAAUCCCUUCUCCCUAACAUCACGUUCCCCGAUGUUGGCUUGCUCUCCAGAUGAAGGCUACCCCUCCGCCCUGGACUCCCCAUCUCCUGAUUAUUUAGGAGUGAAAGGUGAUUCUGAGGUCACUAAAAUAGGUUUGCUCGACUUUCUAGAAUCAGUUGGAGAGUUUGGGAAAAUGGAGCGCUUCAGCCAGGUGAUCCAAGUUGCUCGUUGGGAUCUGGAGGGGGAACAGCACUGGGACGUUCUAAGGGAUCGUUUGGAUCACCUUGAUCGCUUGGAGAAAGUGAACAGGGAGGUAAAACUGGCCUACAUCGCCAGACUCCAUGAGAAGGGUUUUGAUCUUGGAGAUCUGGAGGAGCAGGAUCUCUCAGAUGUCAUGGAUGAAAUGGGCAACAUCGACAUUCCCUGGAAGUUGUAUAAAAGCAAUGGGGAAACAAUGGCAGUCUCUCAGGAGUUCUCAGACGCAGGGGUUGACCUCACUGCUCCAUCAGAUUGCGAUGAUCCACUUGUUCCAGAUUCCCUCACCCCUUCCCCUGUCGAGCCACCACCUAGACCCCCCAAACCUCCUGCCCGUCAUGCCAGUGUGAGCUCUUACCUCCACACCUACAUCAAUAUUAGCAGGGAGACCACCUCCAUGGCCGUUUCCACCUCUCCUACAUUGUCUACUUUCUCCCCUAACUCAUCAUCCCCCACAUUCACCACUUUUAGGUGCGAAAAACCCCUACCUCCAUCUCCACCAUCAGUUCCUCCUCCCCCGGCCUCUAAACCAGUCCCUUACCUCACCCUCUAUACCACUCCUUCCCCCCCGAGAUCUAUCCCCACUCCUACUCCUCCCAUCCCUCCCCCUCGCAAACGCCACCUUGCCAGGAAGGAGGCACAGAGGCUAGCUGCUCUUAGAGCGGAACAGGAAAAGACCCCCCUGUCCCUCCCACCGCCUAUCACGCGGCCACCACCUCUUCCUCCUCCACCUUUUAUCUCAGUCUCCUCCUCAUCUCCCCCUGCCAUACCACCUCCUCCUGCUCUGCCUCCUCCCCCUUCCUUCCAUGCUCUGGAUGUAGAGAUUAGGAAGCUACUAAUGCUUGCAGGACUGACCCAAGCUGAACUCCUCAAACUCAGCCCAGAGCUUGGUGUCUGUGUUGGAGGGUUAGAUGAUGAGGCGGAUGGAGAUAAUCUUCCCCCAUGUAGAUCCGUGAAAUCACAAGAGUUCAGACUUAAAGACAGGGAGGAGGAGGAGGAAUGUGCCACUGAAUUCAUGGAAAGUGAUGGAUGCUGUAGCAGAGGCAAGUUAGAUGGAGAUCAAAGAGUGGAUGUAGAUGAAGAGAGCAAGAAGAAAGAGGAGAUCAAAGAGACACAAAGAACCACCUCAUUCACAGAGAUGGCAAGAAGAAGGAAGAGGAACAGUGGUCUGACGUCCAACCAUUACUACAGCACUGGACUUAGCAAUACAUAUGAAUCUAAAGCAAAGAACAAGAGCUUUGAGAAUUUCCAUUAUCCUGCUGAAAUACCAGAUUCACCUCCUCCUCCUCCCCCCCCUCGCCCCUUACCCCCAAUCCCACCGUCUUUGCCAUCCGUCAAAGUCAGCACUCUCCCUGCCCAUUCUGCACAGCCUGAGCGGUUUGAUUGGCUGAUAGCAUUCACACCUGAAUGUGACUCCCCACCACAACCUCCGCCCCUGGAAAUGAGAAAAUCUCAUAAAGAAACCCAAAAGAAGCUUGGUUCGCCUGGAUCAUCUCAAGGGACAGCUCCGAACGUCACAACUUUCAAAGAGCUGCGUUUACGCAACAAGAGCACCUACCUUGCAACAAAGUUGAUCACUGAUCCAGAGCCUGACCCCACAAUCAUCACUCCAGAUCCAGAUAUACUGUACAACCUGAAGUGGAGAAGGGAGACGGUCGGCAGUGAUGGCAGCCAGUGGGAAUACACCUCUCAGGCUCAGGCCCUGUUCAUGCAGCCGCCACCAGCUCUCACCUCAAUGGCUGCUCUGAAGGAAAUGCUACAGAGAGCUGACAAGGAGGGCGGACAACCGGAGCUGUGUCCAUCACAGAAGAUUGGCUGCUCAGUCAGUGAAAACAGCCUGUGGACCAUGGGCAGAGAGUGGGAGGGUGAGGAAGUUCAGAUGGAGGAAAAGGAAGGGAAGGAGGAAGAAAAAGAGGUAGAAGUGGAGGUGAGAGGACAAGCUGAUGGAGGAAGGACCCUGCAAGCAAGAACAACAGUUUCCUCUCCCCCACUCUCCCUAGCCCAGUCAUCCCAACCCUACUUCCUCCACACCGCCCUCCCUUCCUAUCGCCCAGGCUACUGUAACUCGCAGCCUCUUGCAGAUCCCAGGCCCCACCAACAUGUAGGCAGGGAGUCCUCAUACAAACACUACAACACACAGUGGAGCCCUGCUGCCAGCUCAGCUUGUGUCUACAGAGAUGAUUCCAGCACUGAUUCAAACUCUGGGUUUAACUAUGAUUCCCUGGCCGAUUUAUGUGUAGACUCUCAUUAUUAUGAGAAUAUCUUUAAGCAAAACACACACGCGGCUCACCAAUCCAAAAAUAAUGACAGGGAGUUUGCGUCUGACUCUAUUUGUAAUACUGACUCUCUCUACUGCAGUGACUCAGAGAAGAAGAGUAACACACACACUAAGUCAGACCCUCCUGUUAGUGGCAUCACUGAGGCCCCUGGUUGCACCACUCCCUAUAAGAACAUAGAUGUCAUGAUGACGUAUUCGAACCGCAUCAGUGCUGUCGGUUCGCUGUAUUCAGAAAAGCGCACACACUCACACACAGAGAACAGCAGCAACAAGGAAAGGACAUCCAAAGAGCUUCCCCCUCUCCCCACCUAUUACCUGUACCACCCUAAGAACUGCCCCCUGCACAGGGGUGCCCCUCCUCGCCUCUCCCCUAUUGGAGCCCUGUCCCCUCCCCUGCGCCCCGGAGUACCCCCUCCAGGCGUGGCGGGCUCUGGCCUCAGCUCCCCGCUUUUCCCCCGCUCGCACACCUUGCCUGCCCUCGCUGCUCCGCUCUACUAUCCAAACCUCUACCCUCCUAUACCGAUCACAGCGCCCCCCCUACCCCCAAAACUCUACCAGGCUCCUCCGCAGUCACGCGUGGCGACUGUUCGCAGCGUCUCAUUUGCCGGAUCUGUACAGAGGGGAGAGACGUCCUGGAUGGGCGAAGAUGUUAAGUUUCCGAUGAAAGGUCUUGGCCUGUCCUCACUGUGCCUGCAGGAGGAGAAAGCUCUGGUCAGUGCAGUCAGUGUGGCAGUUGAGGCCAUUUUGGCCCAGUUCAGUUCUUCUCGGACUGUAGUUCAGAAGUCUCUCUCAGUUAACAAGACCUUAUCAGGAGACAGCACUAUAAAUCCGUCUCUGGGCCGUCUGGUGCUGCAGUGCCUCUGCCCCGCCCUGCACAACUUGCUGACCAAUGGCUUGAAACCCCACCAGAGUGACCUGAUUGCAGGCAGGAGGCCAAACUCCGCCUGGGGCCUGGUCCAGGCCUCAACCAAGCCAGGUCCCAAAACACAGGCAUUGUUCAACCUACAAGUUCGAGUUGGGGACCUGCCCCAGCUCAGACAGAGCAAACACAGGUUCAAUGCAUUCCUCCUUGGCCUCCUGAAUACCAAAUUUCUUGAUUUCUGGCUAUCUCACCUUCAGUCUUGCGGUGAUGUGUUGGAGACAUUCUACCGUCCCAACUCCUUUAUGCGUCUGUCCAUGACCACCUGCCAGUCUCUGUUCGAGGAGCUGCUGCUCGUGUUGCAGCCUCUCAGCCUGCUGACCUUCAACCUCGACCUGCUCUUCCAGCAUCACCAUUUAGAGCCAGACAGUCACAGCCCAGGGAUCCCCAGUCCGCCCUGUCAGGAUGCAGGCUUACAGCUCUCAAAAAGGGGGUCCCAAUCCAAAAUCACAGGCAGCAUAUAUAUUGAAAGCCUCUCGGAAGUAGACUUUGGAAGCCCAGAACAUCAGGCGGCUAAAGAAAAAUUGUCACCACUGUCCAAUCCAAAGAACGUCGGAGCAGGGGAGGCAGCACAUGUCAAUGCUGCGCCUGUUAAGGCUUCAGCCACUCUCAUUCAGACAAGUCCUCAGCUUUUGUGGGUGCAAGAGAAGGAAAUUGCAGCGUUACCUCCUCCUGAUGUUGAGGAGGACAGCAUUGCUCACCAGGCAGGACAGGUGAUCCAGCAGGGUUGGGGUGCUGUCAUGCGCUGGGGAGGCCGACUCAGCCAGAACCUGUCUGAGCUGAGCCUGUCUGCAGAGAAAAAGGAGGAAAUGCAGACAGAUCUGCCGGACCUCCGGACCCAGGCAGGGAGUGACUACACUCCAGUCAGCAGUGGUGCUCAGGUUCCCUGGGGUCUGGGUCGGCUGUUUGGAGCCUCUAAAAGCCCCACCAGCCCAAUGGGUCACACUCCGCCAACCAGGCGUCCUUCUCAGUGGUUGGCUCCUGGUGUCACGGCACUGACGCGAAUGAUGAACAGCAGCCCCACUACGAUGAUAAAGACAGCCCCCGAGCCUCAGGGAGCAAGUGGGCCAGAGUCCGAGAAAGAGGUUGAGUCACUGGAGAUGAAGGACAAACCCCGACCACUCAGGUCUGUACGAACACUGUGUGACCACAGUGGAAGCGGUUCGGAGCUCAGCUUCGGCAAAGGGGAGCAACUCCUGGUGUUGGGAGGCGUCGAUCAAGACUGGAUUCGCUGCCGUCAGGGAGACAAAGAGGGACUGGUACCGAUUGGCUACACAUCCCUCAUCAUGUGACAUUGGCACCAUAACUGCUGCACUCAAUCAAUAAAAAAAGAUAAACAAAAAAAAUAAUAUAUUUUAGGCAAAUAUUGAGAGGUAAUGACAAGGCCCCUCUACUCUAAAAGGGAUAUUUCACACUUGCUCUGUUAGAGUUUGAGUUGAGUGCAUAACACCAUCUGUUCUGCUUUGCGUUCACCAGGAGCAGUCUGCAGCCUAUUCGUUUUCGAACAUAAGGGAGUUUCUCCCCCCCAUCACAAUCCAUCCAGUUUGGUAGCAACUAAUGGAUUCUAGCAGCAGGAGUUCAGCAGAUGGUGUGAAAUAAUGACUCAAGUCAAAUUUAGACCAUUUCACACUGAAAGACCUUUGAUCUUGGAGUGAAGUAUCCCUUCAAAUGCCCUUUUCUCAAUGUCUGCCUUCCUUGCCUUUAGCCACUGAUUUGAAAAAGAUCACAAGGGGGGAAAUUCUGUGCAAUCAAUCAACUAGCAUAUUCACAUGCUUUCAGAUCAGCGGCUGCCUGUUGUGAGGAGGCGGCGGUCGACAGCCUUACGGUUGACACUUAAAUAUCUUUGUUCGUCAGCUGCACAGAGUAGUGGUUCGCAGGUUGUCGAGUGGAGAAAGCAUGUUAGAGUACUGGGCCGUAGCUCCCAUUGCAUACUGCAUAGUAAUGUUGUGAAGUGUAGCUGUGUACAUCUGUGUUCUAUUGACCUUUCACCCCUAUUGACCUCUCACCUUUAUCGCCUGAUUCAUGCGUGUUUGACAUGUUUCUGCUACUAUAUUUGACUGUAAAAUAUACAUAAAAUAUAUAAAUAUAUAUAUAGGUAUAUAAAUUGAGAUCAAUAUUACCAAGAUAGAUAGAAAGAUAGAUGAACAAGUAGAAGCAGGUUGUGAAACACGAGCAGCAGUUGAACACUGAUGAUUGAUAAUAGUAAUGGAUGGUUUCAUUCUCUUUCUUGACACCUGCAAAUUUUCACACACACUAGGUGGUUGUCAUACAUGCUAAAGAGGUGUGUGUGUGUGUGUGUGUGUGUGUGUGUGUGUGUGUGUGUGUGUGUGUGUUUGUUUUAACUGUGAAAUCCAGCAUCUUCCCUCUUGUGUACUUUACGUUUUGCCAUUGUCUUGUCAUAUUAUUGUCUUAUUAAUCAAAUAAUUAGACCUACAAUGUUAUUCAUACCUUUAAAGCCUGUAGGCUUUGACUUAAUGCCAGAAAAAAUAUCCAUACGUCCCUCACAGUUAUAUAGAAGAAUAUCAGACAACAGCAAUCUGUAGCUUUUCUCUCCACUUGUCUAAAACCUCACGGGGUCAAUGUGGGUCGGAGCGAUCACCUCGCAAAACUAUGCUCAGCUCAUAUUUAACACUAACUGAACUCAAAAUCAUGACAAAGUCCUUGAGUUGUCUAAUUCAUAACUGCUGCUGUAAAGUCUGUAGGUUUGGUGGCUGGUUUUCACCUUGUACCUCUGCUUUUGUACUUUUAAUUUAACCUUAACCCGCCAUGUUUGCUGAUCAUAAUCAUUGAUAUUGAUGAUCGUGGUUGUAGAAGUGGUCGUGGUGAAAGUGAAUUGUUGAUUCUAAAGUUGCUCAUAUGAAAUAUGCUGCUUUGUGUCAAAUAUGUAUUAGUUAUUCUCUAGAGUCUGUAUUUAUAACUAUGUAUAUGGUUAAAUGUACAACAAAAGGCUUUUUUUCUUUGUUUGUUUUACAAAAUCAUGAUUAUAAUUUAAUGUUCUCAUGAAGCUACAGACGAAAGUAAUAGCUCAAGUUAAAUGAUGAGUCUGGUCCACAAACUAAAGGACCUGAAACUGAAGGACCGAGAUUUAAUUCUGCAGGAAAGUUUAAAUGCUGUCGAUCAGGGAAAAGUUCAGUCUUUCAAAGUUUCUUCAUCUCACUGUGUCACUGCCAUGUAGCAUGAUAUAACUGUCACUACGGCAAAAGUCCAGUAGCAUUAAAUCAAACCAGUGCUCAUAACUUGUAACUACUGAUCACUAUAAAAUGCCAUGAAAUGGAUAUUACCUUGGUGUUUACAAGAAAUAUUAUCCAGUUAAACAAAAAAAAAAAUCAGUUCACACAUUGACAUAAGCUUUUUGUUUGUGUAUUUGUUAAUUUAUUGGAUGUGCUAUUAAUGGAUCUUGAGGUUUUUGAAAGGAAUAGCUCUCUAUCUGACCCAUCUAGCAUUUCUAUCUAUCUGGGUUAUUUGCGUGCGUGCGUGCGUGCGUGCGUGCGUGCGUGCGUGUGUGUGUGCGUGUGUGUGUGUGUGUGUGUGUGUGUGAGUGAGACUGAGACUGUAUGAGCGUGCACAUGGCAGCUUAUGAGCUAGUGAAAGCAGGGAUGAGUGUGAGCACAUCCUGCACUUUCACUUUUGUGUGUGUGUGUGUGUUUAAGUGUAACAACGAGAUCUGUACCUCCCUCCCUCCUUCUCCUCACCCUCUCUUUCUCUCACUGGUGUCAUGUAGCCUGUAGACAUCCCCCCCCCCCCCAGUAUCCUACUAUUGCAUUUAGUUGAGUGCCCCCCAGUGUCAGUCACUGUCUCCUCUUCCUGCAUGUGCUUGUUUGUAAAUACACCAAAUAAAAUGAUCAGUAUGAACCAA